UUCCUUUGGUGCGAUGAUAUUUUAAGAACAAACGUACUUAGAUGCCUGGUAAGACGACGAAGCCACGUGCCAUUGUAAGAACCUUCAAGACUGGUACGACGUCGUGUUGCAAUUGUCUAUUCCUUCCCUUUGCAAAGUGCAACACACAGUUCACAGAACCAAGGCCUCACUUCAAUUAGCUGUGUCUGUGCAGACCUAGAAGGAAUAGUAAUGGCGAUCCGACAGCUCCUAACCCUAGCUCGCAGGUCCCGUAAACCCUCUUCUACCUUUAUCCAAGCCGUACGAUCCUUAUCCACCGCUCCGGCGGUGGCCACCACCGCACCACUACCAUCUCCUCCGCCUCCAGACGCCAUGAUCUACGACCGACUCGCCGAGUCCGUCAAACGCACAAUCAAGCAACUUGAAAACUCCGACCCAAGAUUCCUCCGGCACAACUCUCCCAUCCCAACCCUAACCGACCAUACCCCAAUCCUCACCUCCCCCCUCACACGCAUCACCACCCUCCCCUCCGGCCUCCGCGUCGCCACCGAAUCCAACCUCGCCUCCAAGACCGCCACCGUCGGCGUCUGGAUCGACGCCGGCAGCCGAUUCGAGUCCGACGAGACCAACGGCACCGCGCAUUUCCUCGAACACAUGAUAUUCAAGGGCACCGAGAAGAGAACCGCCAGGGAAUUGGAAGAGGAGAUUGAGAAUAUGGGUGGACAUCUCAAUGCGUACACAUCCAGGGAGCAGACCACGUAUUACGCCAAGGUUAUGGACAAGGAUGUGCCCAGGGCGUUGGAUAUAUUGGCCGAUAUACUGCAGAAUUCCAAGUUCGAUGAGAAUCGGAUUACCAGGGAGCGUGAUGUGAUCUUGAGGGAGAUGGAGGAGGUGGAAGGGCAAACUGAGGAAGUUAUUUUUGACCAUUUGCAUGCAACUGCAUUCCAAUUCACUCCUCUGGGUAGAACCAUUCUUGGACCAGCUCAGAAUAUAAAGACAAUCACGAAAAAUCAUCUUCAAGAAUACAUCUCAAAGCACUACAGUGCUCCAAGAAUGGUAAUUGCGGCUUCUGGUGCUGUUAAGCAUGAGGAUGUUGUUGAGCAAGUUAAGAAACUUUUCACGAAGUUAUCGACUGAUCCAACCACAGCUUCUCAGUUAGUUGAUAAAGAGCCAGCUUUUUUUACAGGUUCUGAGGUUAGGAUAAUUGAUGAUGAUAUGCCUCUGGCACAAUUUGCGGUUGCUUUCAGUGGAGCAUCUUGGACGGAUCCAGAUUCCAUCGCUUUGAUGGUCAUGCAGACAAUGUUGGGCUCUUGGAAUAAGAAUGCAGGUGGUGGAAAGCACAUGGGUUCUGAGCUUGCACAGAGGGUUGCCAUUAAUGAAAUAGCUGAAAGCAUGAUGGCUUUCAAUACCAACUACAAAGACACUGGUCUAUUUGGCGUUUAUGCUAUUGCUAAGCCGGAUUGCUUAGAUGAUUUAGCCUGGGCCAUUAUGCAUGAGACAAGCAAAUUAUGUUAUCGUGUUUCAGAAGAAGAUGUUACGCGUGCUCGUAAUCAGUUGAAAUCUUCUCUGCUGCUUCACAUAGAUGGAACCAGUCCUGUUGCUGAAGAUAUUGGUCGCCAGCUUCUUACAUAUGGCCGAAGAAUUCCAUUCGCAGAAUUAUUUGCUAGGAUUGAUGCCGUAGAUGCUAGCACCGUCAAACGUGUUGCAAACCGUUUUAUAUUUGACAAGGAUGUUACUAUUUCUGCCGUAGGGCCCAUCCAGAAUUUACCUGACUACAAUUGGUUCAGGCGCAGGACUUAUUGGCUCCGUUUCUAGGUUUCUAGCACUUUCGUUUGUUAUUUCUUUCACCUUCUUAUGUUCUCAACGGGUCGCAGAAAGUAUUUACACAAGUAGGGUGGUUUUCUAUUUAUAUUCUAUUCCCAGAUUUUGUCUCUUAACAUUUCUCAGUCACUCAAUAAUAAUUAUGCUGCAUUCAGUAAUUUGGUAGAGACAAUUUUUUUUCUUCCAAGUCAUAUUCAACUUGGUUGUAUCAUUGGUUGGCCUGCAUUGUAUUUGUACGGUGACUUUGGUCCCUUAUUUGGUCAAGAGCCACCCGAUUAAUGGAGACCCUUGUAAUGUUCAUUUU
Molecule: messenger RNA, 2104 nt
Organism: Cornus florida
Lineage: Eukaryota; Viridiplantae; Streptophyta; Magnoliopsida; Cornales; Cornaceae
Product: probable mitochondrial-processing peptidase subunit beta, mitochondrial
Exons: 9
Coding region: 211-1794 (527 amino acids)
Biological process (GO): proteolysis
Cellular component (GO): mitochondrion
Molecular function (GO): metalloendopeptidase activity; metal ion binding
Source: RefSeq, a predicted model, not a curated record